Amoebophrya sp. A25 is the source of this 167-nucleotide messenger RNA. The record is from the annotation of a GenBank genome assembly. Lineage: Eukaryota; Dinophyceae; Syndiniales; Amoebophryaceae.
GUUUGCGGAGUCACGUGCUUCACUCGGAGGUAAUCUCUCUGAGAAGGCAUGCUUGUUGUUUCCGCGAGCAGACCGAGCGAUCGGAAGUGAAGCUAUUGCGGCUGAUGUCGAUGAUAUCAGCGAAAAGGGCAGAAACGCACUUGGUCCUGAUUUCGGCCGCUAUGUAG